Messenger RNA from Mya arenaria, 2033 nucleotides. RefSeq names its product ceramide-1-phosphate transfer protein-like. The coding region runs from base 10 to 642 and encodes 210 amino acids. Gene Ontology annotation, biological process: ceramide transport; intermembrane lipid transfer. Gene Ontology annotation, cellular component: membrane; cytosol; cytoplasm. The transcript is spliced from 2 exons. The record is from RefSeq and is a predicted model, not a curated record. Lineage: Eukaryota; Metazoa; Mollusca; Bivalvia; Myida; Myidae. Gene Ontology annotation, molecular function: ceramide 1-phosphate transfer activity; ceramide 1-phosphate binding.
GUUUCCAAGAUGGCAGCAGAAUCAGACCACUUUUGUUUACAGCGUCUUUACGACCUGUUUUACGCCUGUCAUGCAGAAGAUGGAACUAUAUGCUUGGAAAAUUAUGUUACUGCAUACUAUGAAAUAUCUAAGUUGCUAAAGCUCAUGGGAACAGUAUUUGGGUUUGUGAAGUCUGAUGUUGAUGAAAAAAUUGAGAUACUUCAAGAAUUCAGGAAGUCUGAUAUAGGUGACAAGUACAAAACUAUACAAGGGAUGAUCGAGUAUGAGGUUGAAACAAAAACAACAAACAACAAGAAAAAGGCGUCAGGGGCAAGAACUUUAUUAAGACUUCACCGUGCUUUGGAGUUCAUUGUUGAUCUGUUUAAAGCAUUGAAGGAAUCGGGUGAACAUGACAAAAUGUCAGCUAUCACUUCCAAGAGCUACUACCGUACCUUGUCCAAGCACCAUCCAUGGCUCAUCAGAAAGGGUGUCGAUGUUGCCGUGUACACUCUGCCUUCUCGCAAACAUUUUAUAGAGAAGCUGAAGAUCUCUGAUAUGUCUCAGGCUGAGAAGUUGCUGGAAUCAACAGCUGCCCUUGGACACAAGAUCUUCGAUGUGGUUGAGCAAGCGUACACAGAUAAUAAACUUCAUGAUCUUCCUUGAAGUUAAAUUUAAUGAAACACUAAUACCUUAUCACUUUAAACAUACAUAAUUUAUAGUUAUAUGUUCAUUCAAAGCUUGUGUGUGCAAUUUGUUUCAAAGAACUAAAUGUAUUCAGUUUAUCCAAUAAACUGUUUGUGUUGUCAGACUACAGUGCAAUUUUUGCAAUGCUGUGCAUUUUAAUUGCUGUGCUUCAAUUGCUUCUAUUUUGUUGUAAAGUCAAUUAUAAUAGCUAAAAUAUAAAUUUCCCUAAUAAUUAUAAUAUGUAAAUUGUAUCAAAACUCAAAAUCUCUGUAUAUAUUUGCACAUUUAUAUUCUUAAUUUUAUAUUACACACUAACAGUAUUUCGUGAAGUUUAAUGGGAAAUGAAUGGGACAUACACAUGUUUAUGAAGCUUAAUGGAAUAACAAAUAUGACAAAACCAUUACACUAUGCAUCACAUGUAGUGAUAGCCCUGAUAAAUAUAUACAAAUGUUGUUUCUUUACGGUUGCAGAUGGGUCAAAUGUUCGUUCUGUCUAUUGGCUGUCUUUCAUUAGUUUAUUUGUCUUCUAAAUAAUGCUUCGUCUGUGAUACUAGUCUGUGCACAUUUAAGUUAUAAAUUGUAAUCAAUAUUACUACAGAUUUAGUAAUUUGAAAGAUGUUGAUAUGUGUUGUUUAGUUUAAUAAGAUUGUUUUUGGUAAUGUGGAACAAUUAAGUUUCUUUCAGUUUCGAUUCCAGGGAACCAUUUUUUGGCAAAUCAGUUUUGUUUUUUAAAACAAUUGAUAUGACAUUAUUAAAAAGUACAGAUUAUGCCUCACAUUGGUAAUGACCAAGUUUGAAUAUCAAAAGAUUCCAUUGAAUCUGAUUUCAUGUCCAUUUGUUUGUCAAGAGCAUUUGCACAUUUUUAAAUGUUUGUUAUAAAUAUUGAAAUCAGGGUCAUUUUUAGUGUCAUGUCAGUUGUGGAAUCAUGCCUUAGUUAUCCUUUCAAACCUUUCUCACCAUUUGUGCUGUUUAUGCACUGUCCUUUCCUUUUUUUGUUGGCAGCAGUAUUUUUAAAACUGAGUUAUUUUAUUAAAUCUUAUGAAAAAAACAAACAACUGGCAGAUAUUCACUUUUUUUUUGGUAAUUCUAAGCCAUAAAUGUAUCAUUUUUCAAAAGCAUAAACUUUGCUCUCCAGCAAAAUGUAUUUUCAUUUAUAAAAUAAAUUGUUUGAUAUCUGAUCUUGUUAAACAUGAACGAGUCCCUUUAAAACUCACAUCUCCACACGCCAAAGAUGGUAUUAUAUUGAAUUUACCAUAUAUCCUUCAAUCACCUUUCAUUAAUACAUGUUGUAUUUUACAUGGGUAGAACUUCUUAACCAAGAGUUUGUUUUUACAAGACUUUGUUGUCACAAAAAAUAAAUGUUUACACAUA